Alternaria infectoria is the source of this 249-nucleotide messenger RNA. RefSeq lists its product as uncharacterized. The transcript is spliced from 4 exons. Lineage: Eukaryota; Fungi; Ascomycota; Dothideomycetes; Pleosporales; Pleosporaceae. The record is from RefSeq and is a predicted model, not a curated record. Bases 1 to 249 code for a protein of 82 amino acids.
AUGGGUGUCCCAUUCGAGGCUCUGCUGCCUUAUGCCAUUAUGACGGGCUUCUUCGCAUUCAGCGCCGUGUCUGUCGGAAAGCUCAAGGAGAUCCAGAACGGAGGAAAGAAGACCAGGAGGGGUAUCGACCAAUGGGACAGGCGCGACCGCCGGCUGACCGGGUUCAUGCGCGGACAGACAGACAAGCCGAUUGCUCCGGAAGGCUUCGAGCUCAACAACCCAUGGAGGUGCGAGAAGCGAUUCCUCUAG